This is a messenger RNA of Anthostomella pinea, 1872 nucleotides long. The record is from the annotation of a GenBank genome assembly. NCBI's taxonomy places the organism in Eukaryota, Fungi, Ascomycota, Sordariomycetes, Xylariales, Xylariaceae.
AUGCGUGACUUCUGGAACCCCUUUGGGUUGUUCGGCACGGCUCUACAUGCCGCAACUACAAGCUCCGCCGGGGCCCAGGCCACCACCGCCUCUAUCGCCUCUACCGCCUCUACCUUGAGCACCUCCAUCGCCUCUAUCGCCUCCAUCAGCACCGCCACCACUGCCACCGGCUCUACCGCCACCACUGUCGGCCAAGCCGCCGCAACCACUGCUACCGUCGCCACCGACGCCACUCUUGAGGACCUAUGUACAGUAUCUCACGUGCAGGCGGCUCUUCCCGCCGGCGGAACUCUGCUGGGCAUCGAACUGCUUCCUGAUACCGUCACGGCGUCUGUCGUUUACAAUGCCACUGCCGAGGAGACGACGACGACGUACGACUACUGCAACGUAACCGUGAACUACCAGCACACUGGCAAGAGCGAUACCGUCGUGCUUAACUACGUCCUGCCGGCUCCCGAUGUGUUCCUGAACAGAUUCAUUGUCACUGGUGGAUUCGCCUACGAGCUCAACACCGAUUUCCUCGGAACUCUUGUCUAUCACGCUGCCACUGGCGGUACCGAUGGCGGUUACGGUGCCUUGAGUGGCACCGGUUUCGACAGCGUCCUUUUGGAUGGAAAUGGAACUAUCAACUGGGACUACACGUACAUGUUUGCAUACCAGGCACUAGGCGAGCUGACCAUGGUCGCGAAACCUCUUUUGCAAGGCUUUUACGAUACUGACUCCAAAAUCUACACCUACUUUCAGGGUUGCUCAGAUGGCGGACGACAGGGUCUGAGCCAGGUCCAGCGUUACGGUGAUCUUUACGACGGCGCCAUCCUGGGUGCACCGGCUAUCCGCUACGGGCAGCUACAGACAAGCCAUUCGUUCUCGAAUGUCGUGGAGCAGACCUUGAACUACUACCCCUCAACCUGCGAGUUCAACAAGAUCGUCAAUGCUACCAUUGCCGCCUGUGAUCCCCUCGACGGAAGGACUGACGGAGUCAUCUCCCGGUCCGAUCUUUGCAUGCUCAACUUCAACCUGACCUCCAUCAUUGGCGAGAGCUACUCGUGCGCUGCUGCGUCGGACGGCUCCUCGCCAGCCGUGAGCGGAUCGCUCAGCGCAGAGGCCGUUGCGGUCGCCCAAGCCAUCUACGACGGUCUUCACACCUCGUCGGGCGACCGAGCUUACGUCUCGUACCAAGUCGGCUCCGCGUUCAGCGAUGCGAUAAACCUUUACGACUCGGACACUCAGACAUGGGGACUCAACAUCAACAAAAAGGGCGGCGAAUACGUUGCCAAAUUCGUCGAACUGCUCGACAUCGACAACCUCCCGGACCUCAACGACGUCACCUAUGACACCCUAGUCGACUGGAUGACCACCGGAUUCGAGAGAUACACCGACAGUCUGCAGACCAGUCUCCCGGACCUCACGACGUUCCAGUCGCACGGCGGCAAGAUGAUCAACUACCACGGCGAGUCGGACCCCAGCAUCCCGACCGCGUCGACGGUGCGCUACUGGCAGUCGGUGCGCUCCAUCAUGUACCCCAACGAGUCCGAGGCCGACUCCCUCGCGGCCAUGAACGACUGGUACCGCCUCUACCUCGUCCCCGGCGCCGACCACUGCAAGCGCAACACCCUGCAGCCCGACGGGCCGUACCCCGUGGGCAUCGUCUACGCCGUCAUCGACUGGGUCGAGUUCGGCGAGGCGCCCGCCGUGCUCAAUGCCACCAUCAACUCCGGGCCCUACGAGGGCGAGGUGCAGGGUCUCUGCUCCUGGCCCAAUCGCCCCCUGUGGCAGUCGGGCGACAACAGCACGUUCGACUGUGUCACGGAUACCGCGAGCGAGGACACCUGGGCCUACACGUUCCCCGCCUUCAAGCUCCCGGUGUAUUAG